AUGCUUUGUCACGGCCUCUCUCCCCGGUCCCUUUUUUUCAGCCAUAUAUAUACCCCAGACUUGCAUUUUCCACUCCCCAUGUACAAAGCACUACUCCGUCAGAUGAGUACCAAAAAACCAGUCACACAGCCGGCUUGGCACAUGCCCUCGGCACAGACGCCGCCCGUGUUGCGCAUCAACAACUCGCUCACCCGCAAGAAGGAACCGUUUGUGCCCAUUUCGCCCUCCAGGGUCUCGUGGUACUGUUGUGGUCCAACGGUGUAUAACCACUCCCACAUGGGCCAUGCUCGGAACUACGUGUGUUCCGAUAUUUGUAGAAGAAUCUUGAAGGACUAUUUUGGAUACAACGUGUUGUUUGUGCAGAACGUGACCGAUAUCGACGACAAGAUCAUCAUUGCCGCUAGACAGCAGUACCUUUUCGAGGAGAAACUCGUUAAGAAGCACCAGGAGUUGGAUGCAGCCUUGGUGGAGGAGGGGAAGCGGUUUGUUUCUGCUUAUGCACAGGCCAAUUUGGCCGGUUUUGAGGGCGAAUUGGCCGACUUGGUCCCAUUCAUGGACAGCCUCGAUGUGCCCGCCUUGAGCGCUGCUGUGCCCAAAUUGCCCAUGUAUGUAGCUGCGCUUAGAAAGGCGCAUGAUGUAGUUUCUCGCGCCGCUCAAAACGGCGCCUCGUUGGCCGAGUUCAUGGCUGCCAUUGAGGACGUCGCCGUGCCAUCCUUGGAUAAGGAGUUCGGCCACACCGUCACCGAGCCCGAGAUUUUCAAGAAGUUGCCUGCGUUCUGGGAGGAUAAGUUCAACAAGGACAUGGAGCGCCUCAACGUUCUUCCACCCUCUGUGACCACCCGCGUGUCGGAGUACGUUCCUGAAAUCGCGGCCUUUGUAGACCAAAUCAUCUCCAACGGGUUCGCGUACGCCACCGACGAUGGCUCCGUCUAUUUCGACACUGUCAAGUUCGAGAACCACCCGGACCAUGACUACGCCAAGUUGCAGCCAUGGAACAAGGGCUCUUUGGAGCUUAUCGAGGAGGGCGAGGGCUCGCUUUCCACCCAGACUCUGAAGAAAAACGCUGCCGAUUUCGCCUUGUGGAAGGCUUCCAAGCCUGGUGAGCCAUCGUGGGACUCCAAAUGGGGCCCAGGCAGACCCGGCUGGCACAUCGAGUGUUCUGUCAUGGCCUCCGAUAUCCUUGGCUCGACCAUUGACAUCCACUCUGGUGGUGUUGACUUGUGUUUCCCCCACCACGACAACGAGCUUGCCCAGAGUGAGGCAUACUUCGAAAACAAGCAAUGGAUCAACUACUUCAUGCACAACGGCCACUUGCACAUCCAGGGUCAAAAGAUGUCCAAGUCCUUAAAGAACUUCAUCACCAUCGAGGAGGCUCUAGAAACAUACAGCGCCCGUCAGCUUCGAUUGGUGUUUGCCUUUGGCUACUGGGAUAAACCAAUUGACUUCAAGGACUCGUUGGUCAAGGAAGUGCAAUCCUUCGAGUCUACAUUGGCCAAGUUCUUCACCACUAUCCGUGCGUUGAACGCCGACUACAGACACUCUGUCUCUGAGGGCAAGUACGUGUCGCUCAAAUUGAGCGAUGUCGAGAAGGCGCUCUUGGUUCAAUUGGAAACUGCCCAGGCAGACGUACACGCUGCUUUCUGUGACAAUCUCUCUACACCUGUGGUAUUACGUGUGAUUGGAGAUUUGGUUUCUAAGGCCAACACUUAUAUUCAAGGCAGUGCCACUGGCCAAAAUGAGUUACGUAUCGAGGUCUUGCUCGAAAUUACUCGUUGGAUCGUCAAAAUUCUCGACAUUCUCGGUUUUGAGGCCAGACCAGACAAGUUGGGCUGGAUGGACUCGGAUGCCUCUGACUCUGCCGGCUCAGCCUCCAAGGAAGAUGUAGCUAUGCCAUAUGUGAAGGCCUUGUCGCAGUUCAGAGAUGAGGUCCGGAACCUUGCCAUCGGCAAGGCUGACGCCAGCGAAUUCCUCCGUGUGUCUGACACAUUACGUGCCGACCUCAUCAACCUUGGAAUUUCGCUCGAUGAUAGACCCAAUGGAGGAGCACUUGUCAAGUUCUUGAAUGAGCUGGAAAAGGAGGAGUUUUUGAAGCAGCAGCAGGCCAAGGAGCAGCAGGCCAAGGAGAAGGAACUCAAAAAGCAGCAGCAGGCGGCUGCCAAUGCCAAGAAGGAGGAGGAGCGUCUCGCCAAGAUGAAGAUCAAGCCAGAAGAGCUUUUCCAGGACAAGGCGUUGUACUCGGAGUGGGACGAGCAGGGGCUUCCUACCAAGAACGCUGCCGGCGAAGAGGUGACCAAGAGCAUGAGAAAGAAGCUCAUGAAGCAGUAUCAGCAGCAGGAGAAGCUCUACGGGGAGUAUUUGAAGAGUCAGUCGGCAUAA
Messenger RNA from Australozyma saopauloensis, 2376 nucleotides. RefSeq names its product cysteine--tRNA ligase. Lineage: Eukaryota; Fungi; Ascomycota; Pichiomycetes; Serinales; Metschnikowiaceae. Gene Ontology annotation, biological process: cysteinyl-tRNA aminoacylation. The record is from RefSeq and is a predicted model, not a curated record. Gene Ontology annotation, cellular component: cytoplasm. The coding region runs from base 1 to 2376 and encodes 791 amino acids. The transcript has a single exon. Gene Ontology annotation, molecular function: ATP binding; cysteine-tRNA ligase activity.